GAAUUAUUAGCCGACUAACCGAUCAUUUCGGUUUAAUUUUUUGGUUAGCGGACUAACCGGGCACCGACUAUGUCCCCUAAAAAAAGUACGCUCCUAUAGGAUUUGGGGUGGAGAUGGGCAAAGAAAGCCCAAUUGAAAUAUCAAUAUUCCUCUAUCGGGCGGAAAAGUUAAGGGGCCGGGUUUGAUCCGGGGAUGAAUUUGGGCUGGUACACGUGGCAUAUCGACGAGACGCUUUAAAUUGCCCGCGUAGCCGUUGAUGAUAACAACCACAGGAUAAGAAGAGAGCGAAAGAGGAACGAACAGAAGAGCGGAGCGCUUUCUAGCAACAAUGGCGUCCGUAACUUCUCCCUUCACCACCACCAACGCCUCAUUCCUUCUCCGACCAAACUCCCAGACUCACCAGCCUUCUCAACGUUCCUUUCCAGCGCCUAGAGCCUGCCUGAACGAAUCCCAGGACCACCACCGUGUCCAGCUGAACCGGCGGCAGUUCAUUUCACAAUCCGCCGCCGUCGCCGCUGCCAUAGCCCCUCCUCUCACUCUCAUCGAUCAGAGGCCGGCAGUAGCCGCCGAAGAGGCGCUUUCGCAGUGGGAAAGAGUUUACCUCCCUAUCGACCCCGGCGUCGUCCUCCUCGACAUUGCAUUUGUCCCCGAUGACCCACAACACGGGUUUGUAUUGGGAACGAGGCAGACUCUUCUGGAGACGAAAGACGGGGGAGCUACUUGGUUUCCGCGAUCCAUAGCUUCAGCCGAGGAAGAAGACUUCAAUUACAGGUUUAAUUCCAUCAGCUUCAAAGGAAAGGAAGGUUGGAUUGUCGGGAAGCCUGCGAUUUUGUUGUACACGCCUGAUGCCGGCGAAACCUGGAAGAGGAUACCACUGAGUGCUCAGCUCCCUGGAGACAUGGUAUACAUUAAGGCAACUGGAGAUCAAAGCGCGGAGAUGGUCACUGACGAAGGUGCCAUCUAUGUUACAUCAAAUAGGGGAUAUAACUGGAAGGCUGCAGUUCAGGAGACUGUUUCAGCUACGCUGAAUAGAACAGUUUCUAGUGGUAUUAGUGGUGCAAGUUAUUAUACAGGAACCUUCAAUACUGUUAAUCGGUCUCCAGAUGGAAGGUAUGUUGCUGUCUCCAGCCGCGGCAACUUCUAUAUGACAUGGGAGCCUGGUCAGGCAUUCUGGCAGCCACAUAAUAGAGCUGUAGCAAGAAGGAUUCAAAACAUGGGAUGGAGAGCUGAUGGGGGUCUUUGGCUUCUUGUUCGUGGAGGGGGGCUUUAUCUCAGCAAGGGAACUGGGAUAACUGAGGAUUUUGAAGAAAUCCCUGUGCAAAGUCGUGGUUUUGGCAUUCUUGAUGUUGGUUACCGCUCUCAGGAGGAGGCUUGGGCGGCAGGGGGCAGCGGAGUGUUGUUGAGAACCACCAACGGAGGCAAGUCAUGGAUUCGAGACAAGGCAGCAGAUAAUAUUGCUGCAAAUCUCUACUCAGUGAAGUUCAUGGAGGGAAAUCAAGGGUUCGUUCUAGGAAAUGAUGGAGUUUUGCUACGGUAUCUCGGUUAAUGUGCUCCACGUAUUGAGGUAGUUCGUAGCAUUUUUUAUACUUUCUGCUCCAUAAGAAGAGUUGUGAUUGUUACCCAGCAGUAGCUCAAUUAUGACAUGUUUGUAGGUUCAAAUGAGCGACGAUGCAGUUUAGGGUGCUCUCAGACACUUUCAAUACACUCUGUUCUGCAGAAACAGGGAAAGCUGUGUGUGUGAUAAAAAGAGAGGAAUUUG
Messenger RNA from Linum trigynum, 1759 nucleotides. Lineage: Eukaryota; Viridiplantae; Streptophyta; Magnoliopsida; Malpighiales; Linaceae. The record is from the annotation of a GenBank genome assembly.